AUCUAAGCGAAUCAUCCAAGUGUACUACGUGUUUAGUUAACACCGAAACCGUUGAUUGCAAGCAGAUGGCGGAAGCGAACAGCACAUAAUACACCUUGAGUACUUAAAUGUCCUGAUACUAGAAUUAAGUAGUCUUCGACGAGUGGUAGUGAGUAUUAGAUGAGCGCCUGACCUAUUCAUCCCGGUCCGGCCCUACCUGGGCCGGGGGAGCAGUGCUCUGCAAUUAAUGUUAGCAGCAAACCGAACGUGCCACUGCAGCUUAUUAAAACUCUUUACUGAGAUGGAUUAAUUCACGAAGUCAGUGGUGCACGCUACGAAAUUUAACGUUGACCUGGGAGUUACGAGCGAGAGUGCUGGCGCGGCAGACCAUACAAAGACCGAAGCGGCACAUGGUUUAAGGAUUGAGGAGGAUCGCUUUCGGUACCAAGUUAACCCUACGGCCGUCACCCGCGCCAGGCCGGUUACUCCCGUGGAACAGCAAUAGUCGUUUCACAAUCAAGUAUUUCACACAGACUUACAUGUCAUAGCCUAGUAGCAAACGCUGGAGCGCGCAGCAAUUGGCUUGCAAUGGAUGAGCGAGAACGUUCCAAGAAGCAGUCCUCCUCAGGCGUGUGCACCUGAGGGUAUAAUAAACAGCAGGAUCUGACAAAAUGCACAGGCUGGAGAUUGCCACAACCGCUAGCGACCCAGAAAGACCCCGGUGGCCGGUUGCAGACGCAAGCAGCGGCGACUUGGAGCCCGAUACCUCCAGCAGUUCCGGUAGCCCGCAUACGCAGCUGCUGUGCAAGCGGUGUGACCCCAGCGCCAGAACGUCCGCCACCGCUGAUACCGACUUAUUACCAGCCACCGUCCUUAACAGCUCUUUGGGCAGGUAUGCAAGAGCAGGCGACGACUUCAAAACGCGGCUGCCAGCGCCACUAGCGGCUACUGGCAACGCCGGUGCUACUAUAGACUCCGUUAACAGCCGCUUGCCACAUCCCAGCACUGAUACUGGUAGUACCGCAGCGUAUGUGGGUGUCAACGCCAGCACCGGCGGCACUUCGUUUAGCAACGCUGCUGAACUGAUGGCCGCUCGAGAGCCUUCGUUCGCCGCGACGGCCGGGCAGCAAACCCAGCAUAUUCACGGUUGGUGUAACGUCGCGAGCGGCUCCAGCACUGCUGGCGCCUCCGCAAAGGCAGCUGUUGUGGAGAGCGUCAGCGAGACAGCGGCUGCAGCUGGAACCCAGUCAGACCCGCGCCAACAGCCACAUCCUUCGGUGCAGCACCAGCAGCAGCAAGGACAGCAAGGCCUGCUCCAACAGCAGGCGAAAGCCGAGCCAGGCCAUCCGCAGUUGCUGCCGGCAACGCAAGCGCUGGCCCUGGCUCUGGCUGCAAAGGAGGCGCCUCUGGAGCCCCGCGCCAAACAAGGAGCAGCAGCUGCAGCGUUGGUAGCGGAGCACGGGUUAGGUGCUGGAGCUGCCACUAAUCUCGCAAAGGGGAGUGCAAAUGCAGGCGCAUGUACCGUAGCCAUGGGCCCAGCAGCAGAUUCUGCAGGCGGCGCAGCAGCAGCUACAACAACAGCAGCAGCAGCACCCGUUGCCACUGCUCGCAGGCGCUCCCAGCUCCCAGAUGUCACCCAUGCCGCCGGCUCCACCACGCAUGUGCCAGCGGCCCUUCCCCUUCCUCUUCCUAGUCCACUUACGACGCCGCAGCGGAUCCAAGCAACGCCACCUACCCCGCCCAAAUACUCUGUGGCUGGGCCUCGAUCUGACACGCCAGGCAGCAUCAACUCCAGGGGAGAUGGCGGCGGCGGCGUCGAGUACGGCGAGUACGGUGACGAGCAACAAAUCAUGUCGUACAGUGCAUUACGGCGAGCUGCCGUACGGAUUUGUGGGCACCCGGAUUUUGAACUGAUGGUGGUUGCCGUAAUUCUUGGGAACACGGUGACGCUGGCACUGUAUCGACCCACGGAAGCCGACACCUCGAGCUGGAAUGCAGCGCUGUUCUGGUCAGAGGCCGCAUUCAACGUGGUAUUUACCAUUGAAAUGGCGCUCCGCUGCAUUGCUCUGGGAGGCCUGCUGCCGUACCUUCGCCAACCCUGGAACGUGUUUGACAGUUUCAUGGUGGUUGCUGGUUACCUCGCCUUCCUGCCCACUGGAGCCCGCAGCGUUGUUUCGUCUUCCGUCGUUUCACCUUCCAUUUCCCUGGCGCCACUCGGCUCUCCGCCUCCUCCCGGCCUUUCGCCCUCGUCUUCAUCGUCGAUGUCCAGUGCAGGCGUGCGGGCGUUACGUGCACUUCGCGCGUUGCGGCCUCUACGCACCGUGACUCGCUUUGAAGCUCUGCGAGCGGUCGUUGUCUGUUUUAUGGAGGCCGUACCGCUUCUGGGCUCCGCUGUGGGCCUUAUGCUGCUCUUCAUGUUUAUGUUUGCGGUGGCGGGGACGAGCUUGUACGGCAACGUAUACCACCAAAAGUGCUACUCGGUGCUUGACGGGUCGCCGGAGGAGAGUCCCGAAGACCCCGACAUGCUUGGGUGCGGCAACUGGCGCAGCUGCCCCGCCAACUACACAUGCAGUGUCACCCACGGCAAUGAUGCGGUCUUCAUUGCCGGCUUCGACAACACGGCUCUCGCUCUGCUGACGGUGUUCCAGGCGAUCACCCUAACCGGCUGGAGCUUCGCAGCGUAUCGUGCCUCCGACAACACCAACCCUGGAGCCAUGCUAUACUACGUGUUGCUGGUGAUGGUGGGAGCUUAUGUGCUGGUGAAUUUGUUUCUUGCGGUGCUCAAGAUCAAGUACGGAAGAGCUCAAACAGCGUUUCGAGCGAGAACCGCCAGCCGCGCUCGCAACACACGGCGCAACACCGUCGUCAGCUUGUUCAUGGGAGCCAAGUCGCGGAUAUCGCAGUACGGCACCAAGAGGUCCGCGGAGAACACCCUGAACUCCAGUCUCGCUACACUCAUUCAGACCCGCAUGUCACAGCAGCUCAGCUCGAUUCAAGGGUCACAGGAGGGGUCGUCAAACACGCCGGCGAGGUCAGCGCUGCUGCCAGCGGCAGCGGCGGUAUCGCAAGGGGCAGUAAAGGUUGGCCACGAAUCGUACGGCAGACUCAGCGGCGGUAGCCGCAGCAAUAGCGGUACUGCAUUGAGGAGCGAAGUUCGAGAGGCCCCUUCCCAGGCAGACUCCUCCACCGGCGCUGCCGCUGACGGCGGCGAACAUGCUGCCCUCCAUGCCGCUGCUAACACCGCCGCCUCCGACAUCGAUGCCAACGCCAGCGCUUUCCUCACCCCUAUCAACGACUGUUCCCAGCCUGCCCCGCGCCAGCAGCUGUACGGCACCCGUAUACCUGCCGCCGCCGUGGACGCCGCAGGGCCCAACGCCGGCGGCAGGAUCUCCCCGCCGCCGGCGCCGAAGACGCCCCCUGCUGCUGCUGCUGCUGUUACAAGGCCUGCAAGCGCGGUGAUACCAGCCCAUCUCGGCACCCACCAUGAAACGGGCUCACAGGCUGCAUCAUUAUCACCACCAGCAUCAGGCGUCAGACCCACUGACAGCUAUGAGGUCCUUCAGGGCCCGCUUGCUGCUCAGGAGCUGAAGGAAGGUCAAGAAGUUGUUGGCGACCUUGGCCCGCGUGAGCCACUUGAGGGGGUGGCACCGGUCCUCACGGCAUCAGCAGCAGCAGCAGGAGCGGCGGGGGAGCCGGGGGUGGAGGCGGCGGCGGUGGAGGUGCAGGAAGUGGGUGGAGGGGAUUCUCUGGGGCUGGCAGUGACGGCAGUCGCUGCAGCACUAACCGUUGCGUUCGCCGCGGACGGUAAGUCUCCGUCGUCGUCAACGUCGCCAUCUUCGCAUUCGCCGUCAUCAUUAUCGCAAGCCGCGGCGGCGGCGGCGAAAACCGCUUCCGCCGGCGCCAAUUCUACCUCCGCAGGAGGACCGCUGGCGGAAUCUUUGGAGCGGCCCCACGGAGCCUCGGACCCACCUCUCCUUCAGCAGCCUAACUCAGCUCCAUUUUCGGCUCGAGGCAAGGGCAGGUUCCAAAACAACAGGCUUCUUUUCUGGACUCAAAGGGGCAAGAACAGCAACAAUGCACACAGUAAUAGCAACAACCGCCACAGUCGCAAUGCGGUUGUACCAUUGCAAUCCUCAGCAGCAGCAGCCCCGCCGUCAGACCUCCCCUCGUCAUCUUCCAUCCCGCCGACGUCGUCGUCGCUUCCCCCACUCGUCCUGUCGCCAGCUCCCCAGCAGCGCUCCAUCCUCAUUUCCUCCAUGUCAUCUUUCCCACGGCCUCCCAGCCUAACCACCAGCGACGGCGGCGCUAACAACCAACCGCCGUACGACACCAGUUUCCUAACCGCCUCCCGAAUGUCAUACGACUACCGGCACAUGCCGUCCUCCAUGUCUUCUUUUGGCAAUAACGGCAACGUUGGCGGCGGCGGAGCGGCGGGAGGUCGUCGCAGCGCCUCAGGUCACGGUCCCCAGGGUCCCUUUCACUCGCCUGCUUCCGGGUUUGGCGCUAACAGCGGCCGGAUUAUGAGCAGCAGUGGUGCUGUCGGCGGUGUUGGGAUGGGGCCGGGAGGCGGCAGUCUGGGGCUGCUGCUGGGGAGCUCGCAGGACCCUCAGGCACUGCUGGGAGGUAAUCUGGCGGCCGCAGCCCUCAUGAUGGACCCCUCGGAGUUCGAUGAGUUUGUGGCGGACGAGCCGCCACUGCGGCGCCUGCACCUGCGCACCAUGUUUCGGCUGCGGCUGCUGGUGCACUCGCCUGCCUUCGGACACACCAUGCUGGGAAUCACGGUGGCGAACACAGUCCUGUUGGCAAUGGAGUACGAUGGAAUGAGUGAUACGUAUGCAGCGGCGCUGCGCAACAGCAAUUACGUGUUCACUGCGCUGUUCACACUGGAGAUGGGCGCAAAGUUGUACGGCAUGGGUCUCUGGGACUAUGUGCAGGACGGUUUCAACCUGUUCGACGGUCUGGUGGUGGCGGCCUCUUGGCUGGAGAUCCUUCUGUCGUGUUUUGGGCACGGUGGCAGGCUGAGUGCCAUGGCCGCCCUGCGCGGCUUCCGAGCGCUGCGGCUGCUCAAGGCGCUGCGCUACGUGGGUCCGUUGCGCAAGAUCGCGGGAAUGCUGCUGACAGCUGCCUCCUCCUUCGCUGCCAUCGCAAGCCUCAUCGGGUUGUUCUGGGUGGUGUUUGCGAUCGUGGGGCUGCACGUGUUUGGAGGACUGACACUGGCGCGGCAGCCCUACCCCAACUUCAACACCUUUUUGAAUUCGCUGGUCACGACGUUUGACGUAAGGAGGGCGAGGGCGAGGGCAUGAUCCGGUGAUGUGGGCUACGUUACGUUGAACGGUCAGCACGCUCGUGGGGAGGGUGUUUGACAAUAUGACACGGGAUAGUUCUCCCCACCCUAAGUGGCCUGAUUCACAACACCACUGUACCGGCCCCCAGACGAACCCUCGUCCCCACCCUCACACCGUU
Molecule: messenger RNA, 5442 nt
Organism: Astrephomene gubernaculifera
Lineage: Eukaryota; Viridiplantae; Chlorophyta; Chlorophyceae; Chlamydomonadales; Astrephomenaceae
Source: the annotation of a GenBank genome assembly